This is a messenger RNA of Penicillium paradoxum, 1038 nucleotides long. RefSeq lists its product as uncharacterized. Gene Ontology annotation, molecular function: oxidoreductase activity, acting on the CH-OH group of donors, NAD or NADP as acceptor. The record is from RefSeq and is a predicted model, not a curated record. NCBI's taxonomy places the organism in Eukaryota, Fungi, Ascomycota, Eurotiomycetes, Eurotiales, Aspergillaceae. The coding region runs from base 1 to 1038 and encodes 345 amino acids. The transcript has 5 exons.
AUGCCCGGUAUCAAUUCCAUCACGGAAGAUUACUAUCUGCCGCAGGGCUCAUGUAUCCUGGUGACAGGAGCUAAUGGGUUCAUCGGGAGUAAUGUCGUGCACACCUUAUUAGAGUUAGGAUUCAGGGUCCGCGGGACCGUCCGCUCGGCGAAACCAUGGCUCGAUGAGAUGUUCCAGAAGAAGUUCGGGGAGGACGCUUAUGAGUCGGUCGUUCUGGCCAACUUUGAUGACCUGGAUGCUCUGAUGGAGGUGAUGGAGGGUGUGUCUGGCGUGGCUCAUGUGGCAUCAGAUGUCACUUUCGGCUUAAACCCCGAAGAGGUCAUUCCUUGGGUGCUGAGAGCUAUUCACAAUCUUUUAGAGGCAGCAUCGAGGAACUGUGAUAUCCAGCGGGUUGUUAUGACUUCAUCCGCGAUCACGGCAUUAUUCCCGCAACCAGACAAGGAGGGCAUUGUCGUUCAUGAGGACACUUGGAAUGAAGAGGCUGUCAAAGGAGCGUGGAAUCCAGACACCCCGAAGCCUGUGAAAGGCGUAUUCUGCUAUGCAGCCUCCAAAAUCGAGGCAGAGAAGGCAGCGUGGAAAUGGGUGGAGAAGUAUCAACCCGACUUCCAAUUCAAUACCGUGCUUCCAGACUUUACGGUUGGGAGAAUCCUGCACGAUAACAUCCAGGGCUCAACUUCAGGUUGGGUCCGUGGCCUUGUCGAUGGAGACACCGGUAUUUUUCAAAGAUUUGUGCCACAGUACUUCGUUGAUGUUGUUGACAUUGCACGUCUGCAUGCAGCAGCACUCCUUGACCCGAACACAGUCUCUCGGCGACUUUUCGGUUUUGCUGCUCCUGUGAACCUGACUGAAAUGAUCGGAGUGCUUCGAAAACUGCGGCCAGAUAAUACGCUGAUUCCUGAUCCUCCAGUUGACGAGGGCCAUGAUUUGAGCGAAAUAAUUCCAGCCAAGGAAGCCGAAAAUCUGCUGCGGGAGUUCUGUGGGCGAAAGGGGUGGACUUCUAUGCAGGAUAGUAUUGCACAAGCACUUGAGCAAUGCUAG